AUGAAUAUGCCGAAAGAAUGCGAGGAAUCCGAGUUUUUCAAAGAAUCAAUUGCCGGCACAUUCCGCACACUGAACCGUUUUGUCGAUGGACAUCUACUACGGAAUGGAUGGAUCAACAUCGAUAAGGUGUUACUGGCAACAAACGAUGGGGUUGGAUAUGUGAUACCAUCUGGCAUCAAUACGCACGCAAUGCUUCGAAAAUUCCGCGAUUAUUUCCACGAAUGGAGUAAUUAUAAUUGCGUUAAACAUUGUGAAAAUGUUGAUUGGAAACACAAAAAUGUGUUAAUUUGGUUGCCGGAAUUUUCGAAUGAAAAAACGGAAUUCCGGCGAGCUCGUCAUAUUGGCUAUCAUCAAUGCUUCAAUUACUUCAUUGAAAUGGAUAGCGGAGAGAUUCGCAAAAUGCGCAGCAAUGCCGCCAACACCACUCUUCUACCAGCUAUUUUCAGCUCACGUGCCCCAGCAUUUUUCGAAUUUCGCUUCAGAUUCCCAAAGACUGUUGACGAACUUCGAAAGCUUAUAGCUCAAAUCCAGCGCGAAAAGCGGAUCUAUGUGAACGGAGUCGAUCGAUUCAUACGAAGUGCACGUAAAAAUUCAAACUUGAGAGCAGUGAUUUGCGCUACAAAACCGUUGGAUAAACCAUCGCUGACGCGUAUAUUCUGUGAAGACGUCGAUUGUCACGGAAUGUGCAAUGUCAUGCGACUUUUUGACUCUGCUAUUCAACGACUUUCAACCUCCACGGAAACCGACACUGUAGAUGAAUGGGAAUGCGACAUGACUUCUGAAGAAGCCCGCGAACAACACGCCUUCCAUCAAGAAUCCCUAGAACGCAUUCGUCAGAAGAAUGAAUGGAAUAAUCAAUGGAUAGGCGUGACGCGCUUGCAGCCUGUUAUGGAUGGUCCGCAAGAAAUUGACAACUUCUGGCAUCGUUAG
Caenorhabditis bovis is the source of this 930-nucleotide messenger RNA. NCBI's taxonomy places the organism in Eukaryota, Metazoa, Nematoda, Chromadorea, Rhabditida, Rhabditidae. The record is from the annotation of a GenBank genome assembly.